UAGAGCAGAUGAGCGCAGAAUAUUUAGGCGAGAGCGCGAGGAGGGGGGAGCGCGGGGCAGGAGGAGUAUCUCGGCCGAGAAAAUUAUGCAUGCGUUAGGGAAGCUCUGAGAGAAUGGCUGUGGAAGCUCUCCACUGUGGCUUGAAUCCGCGGGGUAUUGAUCACUCUGCCCGGGCUGAAGGCAUUAAACUGCAAAUUGAAGGGGAAGGUGUUGAAUCUCAGUCCAUUAAAAACAAAAAUUUUCAGAAGGUGCUUGACCAAAAAGGAACCCCCAAGCGACUGCCAACAGAAGCUGAGACGGCUAAGUCGGCUACGGUGAAGCUGUCAAAACCAGUGGCUCUGUGGACUCAGCAGGAUGUCUGCAAGUGGUUGAAGAAACAUUGUCCGAAUCAGUAUCAGAUCUACAGUGAGUCAUUCAAACAGCAUGACAUUACUGGGCGAGCCCUGCUGAGACUUACUGACAAAAAGCUUGAGCGGAUGGGGAUUGCCCAGGAGAACCUCCGGCAGCACAUCUUACAACAGGUGCUCCAGCUGAAGGUGCGAGAAGAAGUCAGAAACCUACAGUUACUCACACAAGCCUCCACCGAAGGUUCUCCAUAAAUGUGGUUAGCCUUCCAAGCUGCUGUCCUGCCAGCUGAUAUGAACAUGGCCUGUUCCUCACGGAGAGACUAACUCAUGGCACUGCCCGAAGAUAUCCAUGGAGCAUUGACAGAUUAACCAGAUUAACUGACCCAUUCAGUCAAGAUUAUGGGCUUUGGAAAAAUCUUAGUUUGCUGUGGAUUUUAAAAUGAGGUGCAUAAUAUACAGUGCCAACUGGUUCCAAGUGGUCAUUGGCAGACCACUAGCUGGAAAAUUGCUUCCAGUUUUCAUCACUGUGCAUAACUCAAGCUCCCUUCAGGAAGCUGUCUGUGCCCUUCACUAGAAGUCCUAUUUUAGCAUGGCAACUACUGGAUUAUUUUAUUAUGUGUGCAGAUGGCAUGAUGUGUUAGAAAAAAAAUCACAGCAGUUCUGCAAUCUCAGUGGAAGUGUUCACAAUAUUCUGCCCUGGUAGGAAUGUAAACAUGUCUUGAUUACGUUAGUUAUGGUGUCUUAAAGGUGUUCUGUCCAACUCUUAAGCACUUUACCUGAGAACACUACACCAAAACGAAUCAGCAUGUUCAGUACAUGUGGGAAAAGCGAGUAUUCUCUUUUUUUUUUUUUUUCUUUUAUAAAUCUCAUCCUUGUUCUGGCUCAGACUGUCCAAGACAAACUCCACGCCUAGCAUAUCCCCGGUCAUUUGUGGUAGAUUGGUGUAAACAUGGCCACAAUACUGUUAGACUUAACCUGUUGACACUUUACUCCACCAACUGGAUUUCUUGCAGUGCCAAAGGGAAGUAGAAGGGGGCUGGUAGUUGAAGUAUCUUAGCUCUUUGUUCCUAAGCUGGGAACCGAGGCACAACGUAACACAUCCACAUACAGAUGAACCCAGGAGGCUUCUAUGUGGCUGGUGUACAUGCUCUCUCCUUCUAUAGAAGAGUGUUUUCAAUGGAGAAAAGAGAUGGCUUUUUAGUCAAAGACCAUGGUGGAUUGAGGGUAAGGAGAGAAGAAUGCAGUUUUCCUGUGUUGGUCUGGCUUUACGACUUUAGGAGACUUUCUAGGUCAAGUUUAAAUCACAGCUCUCUGAAGAGGGGAGACAACAGGUGUCCCCCUGCGUGCCUAAGGAAGGGGAAGGGCCCGAUUCAUACUAGGUUCCUACCUCCAUAGAGAACCGACUAGUCCCUUUUAAUCCUUUCUGGGAUUCUAUCCACAAUUAAUUAUUUUUUUUUACUACAUCUUACAACAAAGCACAGUCCUAGGAAACUGAUCAACCCAGUUAUUGCUUGUCUUUGGGCAUUAGAGAGAUUUCCAUAUUGACUGACCCUACACAAUACUUUAGCUUUGUUUUCCCCCUUGAAAAUAUAAACUUGGCUGAAUAAAAAAUUCAGCAAAUAUAUUCUGUGUACUCACAAUCCCAAUCUGGGACUGACAGGUACCAGAGACUUUCCUUUAAAUAUGCAUAACAACCCUGGGACCCUGCCAGUACAAGUAAAUUUGGCAUUUUAGGAGGGGGUCUCCAUACAAGCACUCAUGAUCUGCUCUCCCUUGGGGCGGGGGUCUCAGGAAAUGCACAACACAUUGGAAAAUACCCCCACCUGAGAUCAGGAAAGUUGACAGGGGAAGGGAAAGAGAACCGAAUGUGAUUCGGGUGAGUCACCUCAUAGGAUGACUCACCACAAACCUGUCAAGCUGUUAUUGCCAGAGAAAGGGGCUUUGGAGAGGGAGCUCAGAAGAGUUUUCAGUCACCAUCAAGAAGAUCUGGCCUUAUGACAGGUCAGCACCAGGACUAUCAGGCUCUCACAGACCCUAAUUCUUUACAAAUCCAGAAUGAGGCGGCCAAACCCUGGCUGUCCAUACCCCUGGAGAUAACAUUCCAAACACUACUGCCCACCCCCUGAGUUUCAAUUCCAACAGCAGGGCUUCCUUCUUCUUUCAUUCUUUCUUUUAUUUAGAAAGGAUUUGUGGAGCACCUACUACGUGCCAAGCAUUGUGUUGGGGUAACAACAGAGUACGAGACAGACUCCCCAUGCCCUUCUGGAACAGUAUCUCCUCCCCCUAGACACUGCCCCCAUCUUGGCUUUUCCACAAUGGAAACACAAUUCAGACAGCUUUCCCCACUUCCAGAGUAACCUCACAAAAUGCACAAGGCAGCAGGCUGUUCCAUUGCCUGUGGAAGUAGACAGUGGAGGAAGUGGUAGUAGGCAGCAUGAGGCCACAUAUUUGCAUCCUUGUGUACAUCAGACCCUUCCCAGGCCCAGACUUAGCUGGUUAGAGCUUCCCAAAGCAGCUUUCGGUUGCUUUCCUGGAUGUUCACCUUGGUCAUCUGUAUUCCCAUCCUUUACACAGGCACCAACAUUGGUCAUUAUGCCAGAUUUUCUGAAGCUACGGUUCUCAGUAUAGUUCAGGGGACCCAGAAUAGGGCCUCCUGAAUCCAGAAGAACGACUGUCAGGUGCUGAGAUACUGUAGCUGGGAAUUAAUUGGUUUAUUAAUUCAGGGUCAUUCUGAGACUGUGGCUAACAACCUUGGAAAACUGGAUACGCUUUAUGGCACAGUCAGUCAUUAAAUGAUAGUGGUUCAUCCUUUCUUUGGCCUUCGUAAAAUAUGUUCUGAACAAUUAAAUAAGUAGAGUUUCCUAGCCUCUUUUUUUUUUUUUAAUGUAGCUACAAGUGUGCUGACAGAUUAUGAAAAGGUGACAGGUAAGGGUGGAGAUGGGAAAAGGCAAAAUUGAAGAUGAUGAAAGAACCCAGUUGAAGAUGGCAUCUCUAUAAAUGCCUUAAUUCCCAGCACACCACGUUAUUUGCCUAUGAGCUAUGACUGUUUUCCAAACUGUGGACCUCAUUAUGAAAUCACUUGGGGGGGGGAUAGUUUUGGAAACGUGGUGGCAUAAAAAAUCUGAGCAUUCCCUUGCUAACCGGCAAAAUGGAGACACGAGUUCCUUCACAGCCUCCACAUUCUUCGCCCCAUGUUCAUCCACCAUUUCCCGCCAUUACUUCCUGCUGUGCUCUCCCUUCUUCCUGAGAUGUGUGUAGGAACUUUUUCCUCCCAGAAGUUCAGGAAUGGCUGUGGGGAGUUUUGUUUCAGUAGGCAGCAGGAGACCAGGAGGUAAAGGAUAAAUAUUUUGAUGUCUAAGGGCUAUAAACUGUUGAUGCUUAACUUUUCCUGUUACUUAAACCUCUGCUACACUUUUUAUUGAAAGGCUGACACCCACACUUGUGCGGGGAAAGACACUCUUGGGAAUGAUGAGAAAUGAAUAAUUAUCAGACUCUCUGGGGUGCCAAGGGGAUUAGCUUGUUCCAGCUUCAGAACGAAUUUAAAAUGCAGAGCAUCAUCCGUGGUUCUGCUAGGGUGAAAAAGCAAAUCACUUCAGUAGUUUAAGACAUACCUAGGGGAUAGAGAUCCUAUAAACUUUCUUAUGGGUAAUGGCGGCCCUUCAGCCCCCUGCUCAGGCUCCGUGAGCUGUGUAACUGCACAUUUGACUUCUACCUCCAGAAUGGGGGAAGCAACCCCGAGUUCUCUCCCAAGUCACUUCUCAGUUGCAGAGACAGAUGUUAACAGUCCUCCGUUCUGAGGAGAUUCUUCCAUUUUUAGCACUCAAGGGGAGAAGGACUAUCAACCGUACUCACAAAUAUAAAAGAAGGAUAGAAACCUCUAAUGGAUUUACCCCAGUGUUACGUGCAAAGGCUUCCUUUGUCUGCAAAUGCCACAUGAUUGAUUUUGGAUAGGAACAAUAAAAGUCUCUGGGAAGAAAAGUUUUCACGACCCCCUUAGUACUUUAGCUUUACCUAAACCUCCUCUUCCCUGUGCCAUUAGCUGCUCCAUUCUUUGUGAUGUUUUCCUCUACAUUCUUUAGAGUAAUUUUGUUACUUGACAACUAGACUUAAGAUUGCCAUAGACUCUUUUUAAAAAUCUAAUCUUUGAAAAUGACAUAAAUUCUUUUAUGCCUUAAAGGCUGUUUUUAUUCACCUCUCCCACAACCCUUUCCACCCCAUUCUUUUGCUUUUUUUUUUUUAAUCUCUUCUUUUAAUACAAUUCUUUGGGUAGAUUUUGAGUAUUCUAUAAAGAACUCAAACAGAAAAACUUAACCGUCUCCUUUUUCCCCCAAUACUGACUAAUAAUUCCUUCUUUUUUUUUACCAUUUUAUUUUUAUUUAAUACAUUGAUUUGUCCUUUUGUGGUUUUCUUUUUUUCAAAAUAAUAAAUUUAUUUUUUUAUUGGUGUUCAAUUUGCCAUCAUACAGAAUAACACCCAGUGCUCAUCCCGUCAAGUGCCCCCCCUCAGUGCCCGUCACCCAUUCACCCCUACCCCCCCCGCCCUCCUCCCCUUCCACCACCCCUAGUUCAUUCUUAUGCUUGACGUUGGUGAGGGUUCGCUGCCCAAACAGCAGUGGGAUGUGGAUUCACAUCUCUAGGGAGUGGCUGGUCAAAGCUGCUAAUCAAAACAGAACCCAUGAGAUUGUGAGGGAGGACAGACCAGGAGAUGCUUCUGCACAGGGCACAGCUGGGGACUCUACUUCAAAGACAAGGAGGUCCUGCUCCUUUGUUUCUUAAGAUCUCACCUAAUCCUGUAGCCAGAGAACUGCCUCAUGAAUUCUCCUUUAUCAAUAUGCUUGAUUCCUUGGCACCACUGCAUAGUUUCCAGGUCAUACAGAACCACAUUUCCAUUAUUUUGCUCUGGUGACUUACUCUUGUGGGGAGACAGGGACAUUCUUUUGAAAGCUAAUCACCUGUGGGCAGCUUGAGAAAAAGUUGGCCAUGUGCACAGAGAGGUUCUUCCCCACCUUAAUAAACAGAACAAAAUAGAUCCUUCCCUGGAGAUUCUUAUAUGGGAAGGUGCUAGAGGGAUGUAUCACGCUGGUUCUCUUCUGGCCAUCAUUUUUGCCCUGCAGGGAAAAUUCUGGAGGUAGGGGGUGGGAGGAGUGCAGAGCAUCAUUCCUAAGAUCUAGAAAUUUAAAGAUGAAAUUCACCUAUAGGAUAAAUGCAAAGGGGAAGUGGCAGUGAGAAUGGGAUCAGUUUUAGACCUUCUGCCCGAUAGCACAAAGACUGACAAAUGACUUCCACAGAACAGCAGAAAAUGCGUGUUAAAGGCUUUGCAAGAUUGGAGGUUUAUGCACCUUGUAGGGCUAUUUUACAAUCUUGAAGAGCCCCAAGCAUUCUUACUUCAGAGCCUCCCUUCUCCAAUUACAUCAAGCACUAAAAGGAACCAACAACAUACACCUAAUAACAUUUCAAAGUAACCCUAUGACUUGCGCUGAAUUGCAGUUGACUCGUUGACAUAAUAAGUGUUGUAGAUACAGUCUUUCUGAUUAUACAUUAUUCUUUUCAUAUUUUGGAGCCAGUGGUUCAGGGGUUUCAUUUCUUUAAUGGCUUGUUUGGUUGCUGUUGUUGUUCCAAACCUCCAACAUUUCCAGAAGUCUUAGAAAGGCUCUUAAACCCAGGCCUUUCUGCCUCAAGUACAGAGUGAUAGAAACAGCCCUACUGAUAUGAAUGACACAGAGACUGUGACAUUAAUCCAGCUGGAGAGGCUAACACCCAAAACACUGAAGACACUGAAGCCUCUGCUGGUUGCUUUCUGCAUUGUUUAAAACCUUUUACAUUUCAGUUGUUUGGAUCAAAGGAAGUAAACGGGCUGCUCUCCACUUGGCUUUGCCCUGUUAGGGCACACACAUAGCUAUCAAAUGUAAAAUUCUAAACUGGGUUGAUAUGCAAGAGCUCACAGAUCUGUUAUGUGUGAUUGUAUUUAAAUACCAUUCUCUCCAAAUUCUAUAAAAACAUAUUCAAGAGCUUAACUCUGUAAAAAAAAAAAAAAAAAAAAAUCCAAAACAAGAAAGAUUCUUAUUAGGUCAUUAUUUGUCCUGCAGUGGGGGAACUGCUUUUGUGACAUAGCUUUGAAGAAAUACUUGCUUGCCAUUAAAUGCGAGUGGCUGGUGGUUGCUCUGUUCCACAAACUGAUGGUGGGCUUCUCCCAUCCGCAGAGGAAGUUGGCCUGCCCAGCCUCACCCCCAUUCCACCCUCUCUCAAGAUAGCGCAAGGACCAUGAAGACACCUUUUGAAGCUCUGGAUAGUCUCCCUAUUCAUGCAUAAUUUCAAGAAUAUGAUUUGGGUUGAGCACUGCCAUGGUCUUUGAUUAUGUGACCCCUAAAUCAAUUAGAAUUUUAUAUAUAUAAAUUUCCAGUAUUUUUUAUUGACCACCAUCAACUGCCUUUAGUGCUUUGCAUUGGGAGCUGCCUGCUUAUUCUCUGGUAGCUUCAAACAGUCCCCAUACCUAUUUCCCGUACAGGAGAAGGACUGAGAAUGUUUUCCCACACAUCAACUGCAGAAGUUUUGAAGCAUGUGACCAGGUUCUUUUUCACAUCAACAGGCCCCUGUUUGUAGGAGGUAAACCUAAAGAGAAUUGGGUCAGAUUGGGGGGGGCUGGGGAGAGGCUGGGGGGUCACAUACUGGUGUUUGAACACUGGAAACUGUCUUUUCCAUUGUAAUGCAACUCUCAUCUCCAGUCACUAGAAAAGAGAAGCAUUAGCCUCUUCAGUGAGUGUUGGCCACCCUGGGGGUAGUUGGGGUUCCACUUGCUUAAACUCACACAUAGACAAUUUGAAGGUGCUCUGGGAAGUCUGAAUGGCAUGUCCACCAUUAUCUUUUCCCCACCAAAAGAAAAAUGCUAUCCCUUCAAGGCCAUGUUUGAGGAGACCAAGGCUUGGCUAGUGAAGUUCACACUGCUGAACUGAAUAAUGUUAGGCUCUUGACUUUGCACUGUAAAAGUUUCAGUCAUGAUUGGCACAGAAGCAGCUAGUCUGUUGAAAAGCCAAGCCAGCACAAAUGUUUGAAACUAAUUGCACUGAAACUCUUGUGCCAUUAAGCCAUACUACUGUAGCUCCAAUUAAUCCAACUAUUUAAUAUCAUUAGCCACUAAAUUAAAUAGCUGCCCCCAAAACUUUAGAGAAGAUCAAUAUUGUAACAAAAUUACUUAUUAGCAGUAAAAAGUACUUGAGAAAAGAAAAUAUUGAUCUGUUGUGGCUUAUGUAGUUGAGUUAUUCUUAGGACUUUGUGGAUCUGGCACUGCUCUGAGAAAGGGGAGGAAGAGGUUUUGAAUUCAAGAAUACUUGGAUUCAACAGAAAUUGCCAGUCUCUCUAGGCUUCUGCUCAUCUGUCACCUUAGCAGGCUGGAAUGUUUGCAAGCUAAAUAAAAGGAGCUAAGGGGAGGUAUUCCAUACCACUAAUAUAUGUGCAAUUAUCACAGGGACCUGGGCUUUACUUGUGAGCCCUUUCUCUUUAUGCUUUCUCCUUGUAGCUGGUACUACUGAGAGCCCAUCCUGGGAUUAGAAAAGAAAAGAAAGAGUGAAAAGAAAGUAACAAUCAGCAUUUUGCAUAUAUACACACAAGCUUUAUCUAAUGUAUGGGGACCAGUCUGCAGAGCCCAUGGCCUAGGUGCCCAUCUAUCUCCACUUCUCUGUCUCCAAAAGGCUUAGAGUUGACCUAGCUGAGGGAGAGAGCCUCAGGUUUGGCUUAGUGCACUCAAAAAUCGCCAAUCUCUGAGUUGGAGAAGACCAGUGAAAGUAUGAAGUUGACAAAUAGAGGGUCACAGGAAGCAGAGAGGCACACCGAACUUCAUUGAUGAGCUACUGUAUUUUAGUAUUUGUUCUAGGCAAGAAAGGAAGAAAAAUCACACAAUGUGAACUGAACGGAAGACCAGUGCUCUCAGUAGGGUAUAAGAGGGGAAAAUCUCAUGAAAAAAAUUGGUUCAAGGUUUUACAAACACUAACAAACAUGGCUAUAAAAGCACGUUUCAUAAUACAAAAGCCUACAUCGAGGGUAGAAAUUUUUAUAGCUUCCUUAAGUGAGUAGUUAAACCAGCAGUCUGAACUCUCUUAGUCCCCUAAGAGUGGUUAAUUAAAUAAGUAUUUUCCUUAUCCAUUGCCCACAUCUGUGGUUUUUUUUCUCUAUGCACCCUAGAAAAACUCCCAGGACUAGACUUCGGAGGACUCAAGCAAGUUACAUGGUAAAAUCAGAGUGCCUUUUCUGUUGGGUUCCCAGGGCAUACAAUGUUUAGAAACUUUUUUCUCUAAACAUAAGAAUUAUUGUGCACCACAAUCUUGAACCAACGAUUUCCAUAUCUUAAGCAGCCCUCAACUUGGCAAUUCCCUCUGGGUCUCCUUUAUAUUUUCUUAUAAUGUUUCUUUCUGUGUUGGGUUGUCGUCAAAAAAAGAGUUAGGGGGCAUGAUUUCUUUUUAAAUUGAUAGAAAUGAAACUGUACAGAUUUUUGCCCCCUUGUAUCUGUGAGCAUGAUCUCUAUUGGGCUUGAAAAUCUGCUUUAUCAUUUUGUAUAUCUGACUAUUUUGUAUUCAGCAUUACUUGAUUCCUUAUGUGCAUGGCAAUGUAUUAAAAUGUGGGAUUUCUA
Molecule: messenger RNA, 8966 nt
Organism: Nyctereutes procyonoides (raccoon dog)
Lineage: Eukaryota; Metazoa; Chordata; Mammalia; Carnivora; Canidae
Gene: SAMD12
Product: sterile alpha motif domain containing 12
Exons: 5
Coding region: 114-599 (161 amino acids)
Biological process (GO): cell surface receptor protein tyrosine kinase signaling pathway
Cellular component (GO): cytoplasmic side of plasma membrane
Molecular function (GO): protein binding
Source: RefSeq, a predicted model, not a curated record